GUGAGGCGCCAUUUUAUCCCAAAUGCUCCUGCGGCAGCGUAGGCAUGCAGCUGUAGUUGUUUUGUUUUAAUGUGUGUAGGUUUUUAAGGUUUACUGGCUGUAUAUCGGUGGCUUCUUUUCUUCCUAAAGUGCUCCAAUAAUGUCUGCGGAAGGAUCGGCCGAGCAGGCAGCGGAGUACAUCCCCGAAAAGGUGAAAAAGGCAGAGAAGAAAUUGGAGGAAAACCCAUAUGACCUUGACGCUUGGAGCAUUCUGAUUCGAGAAGCACAGAACCAACCUAUAGACAAAGCAAGGAAGACGUACGAGCGCCUUGUUGCCCAGUUCCCAAGUUCUGGCAGAUUCUGGAAACUAUACAUUGAAGCUGAGAUCAAGGCUAAAAACUAUGACAAAGUUGAGAAGCUCUUUCAAAGAUGCCUCAUGAAAGUGCUGCACAUCGAUCUGUGGAAGUGCUACCUUUCAUAUGUCAGAGAGACCAAAGGCAAGCUGCCAAGUUACAAAGAAAAGAUGGCACAAGCAUACGAUUUUGCCUUGGAUAAGAUCGGAAUGGAAAUCAUGUCCUAUCAGAUAUGGGUGGACUAUAUCAACUUCCUGAAAGGAGUUGAGGCAGUGGGUUCAUAUGCAGAGAACCAGCGCAUCACAGCUGUACGAAGAGUCUACCAGAGGGGCUGUGUCAACCCCAUGAUCAACAUUGAGCAGCUCUGGAGGGACUACAGCAAGUAUGAAGAGGGCAUUAAUGUGCAUCUUGCCAAGAAAAUGAUUGAGGACCGUAGCCGAGAUUAUAUGAAUGCCAGGAGAGUGGCUAAAGAAUAUGAAACUGUGAUGAAGGGUCUGGAUAGGAACGCCCCAUCAGUCCCCCCCCAGAACUCCCCCCAGGAAGCCCAACAGGUGGAGAUGUGGAAGAAGUACAUCCAGUGGGAGAAGAGCAACCCACUGCGUACUGAGGACCAGACACUCAUUACCAAGAGGGUUAUGUUUGCGUACGAGCAGUGCUUGCUGGUGCUGGGCCACCAUCCUGACGUGUGGUAUGAGGCGGCGCAGUACCUGGAGCAGUCCAGCAAGCUGCUGGCUGAGAAGGGGGACAUGAACAAUGCCAAACUGUUCAGCGACGAAGCCGCCAAUAUCUAUGAGCGAGCCAUCGGGAACCUGCUGAAGAAGAACAUGCUGCUGUAUUUCUCCUUUGCUGACUAUGAGGAGAGCCGGAUGAAGUAUGAGAAGGUGCACAGCAUCUACAACCGCCUCUUAUCCAUAGAAGACAUCGAUCCAACAUUGGUUUACAUUCAGUAUAUGAAGUUUGCAAGAAGAGCCGAGGGCAUCAAAUCAGGCCGGACGAUCUUCAAGAAGGCGCGGGAGGACGCGAGGACACGGCACCACGUUUACGUGUCGGCCGCCCUCAUGGAGUACUACUGCAGCAAGGACAAAUCGGUGGCCUUUAAGAUAUUUGAGCUUGGCCUGAAGAAAUAUGGAGAUGUUCCAGAGUACAUACUGGCAUACAUUGAUUACCUCUCUCACCUCAAUGAGGACAACAACACAAGAGUUCUGUUUGAGAGGGUUUUAACAUCUGGAAGUCUGUCACCCGAAAAGUCUGGGGAGGUUUGGGCCAGGUUCUUGGCCUUUGAAAGCAACAUUGGUGAUUUAGCAAGUAUCUUGAAGGUGGAGAGAAGACGCUUCACAGCCUUUAAAGAGGAGUAUGAAGGCAAGGAGACGGCGCUGCUCGUGGAUAGAUACAAGUUCAUGGACCUCUAUCCCUGCUCUGCCAGUGAGCUCAAAGCCCUGGGCUAUAAGGACGUAUCUCGUGCCAAACUCGCAUCUCUAAUUCCGGAGGCGGUGGUAACGCCGUCUGUGCCGACACUGAAAGACGAGGCUGACCGAAAGCCUGAAUACCCGAAACCCGACACUAAUCAGAUGAUCCCCUUCCAGCCGCGCCACCUGGCCCCACCAGGAUUGCACCCUGUUCCAGGAGGUGUCUUCCCUGUGCCCCCUGCUGCUGUUAUCCUCAUGAAACUGCUGCCCCCGCCCAUCUGCUUUACGGGUCCCUUUGUGCAGGUAGAUGAGCUUAUGGAGUCCUUCCGAAGAUGCACACUUCCAGACACAGUGGAAGCCGCCGUGGAGAUCAUCACAGGGAGGCAACCAGAGCUCGCCGGCGAGGGAAACGGCCCUGUGGAGAGCAACGCCAUCGCUAGCAAGGCCCUGAAGAGGCCCAACGCCGACUCGGACGAGGAGGAGGACAAGGGCACUGCCGCACCCCCUGUGCACGACAUCUACCGGGCGCGGCAGCAAAAAAGGAUCCGGUAAGCUGGAGGGCGGGGCGCCCUGGACCCAGCUCACCCCACGGGAUUUGAGUAGCUGUUCAAGACCCAGCCAUCAUCUGGCACAAGGGCAGGCCGCUGAGAGGGACCAUCAGCAGCGUCUGGUGCCGCCCGAGCCGGAAGCCUGGCAUCUCAUAGAUCAGUUUUUCCCAAUCCAGUCCUCGGGGACCCACAGCCAGUCUACGUUUUUGGUCUCUCUGUGCUCCCUGCCAGACGGUCCACAUUUUUGCUACCAAGAGCUAGGAGGGAGCAAAAACGUGGACUGGCUGUGGGUCCCCGAGGACCAUCUUGUGAAACACUGUCAUAGAUGAAGAUUACUUGACAAGGACAUUUCAGAGUCUGUAUGCUAUUCUUUGCAUCGAGCUUUUUUAUUUUAUUUUUUUUAACAGUUUCUUUUUAAAAAGACAGUGGCUUAUUCUGUACAAAUUUUUAAAAUCACACACCUUGGUUUACACCGCAUUGGCCAUCUCUGUGUAGUUCUGAAGCUGGUGGCAAGGUUGAUUCUUUCCUGUGAAAUGGAGUAAACUCAGUUCCUUCCAAUAAAAAAGGGAAAAAACCUCA
Molecule: messenger RNA, 2865 nt
Organism: Brienomyrus brachyistius
Lineage: Eukaryota; Metazoa; Chordata; Actinopteri; Osteoglossiformes; Mormyridae
Gene: cstf3
Product: cleavage stimulation factor, 3' pre-RNA, subunit 3
Exons: 21
Coding region: 140-2290 (716 amino acids)
Biological process (GO): mRNA 3'-end processing
Cellular component (GO): nucleus
Molecular function (GO): protein binding; mRNA binding
Source: RefSeq, a predicted model, not a curated record